AUGUGUCACGGGCUCAGCUACCAGAUGUCCACAUACCCAAGUACGCACUCACAUACCCAAAUACCCACUCACCUACCCACUUGCUCCCCACCUACUCCCCACCUACUCACCACCCACCACUCCCUCGCGUCUCCCCCGCGUCUCCCGACUCCUCUUUUGCAUCCCCCCCCCCCCAUCUGGCCGAAUAGUCCCUUUGUGCCGCCGAGCCCGUUUCUUCUCGUCUCUUCUCCACUAAAAAAAGUGUCAUGCAGCGAUGGAGAUGAAAUGGAGACCGCCGCGGAGAGCGCCGCGGACCGGAACAACUGCAACGGCCGCAGCGCUCUCUGUGGUCUGUGGUUUCUCCGGUCCUGCGGCAACGGCGCCGCAUUUCGCCGCUCUUGCCGCUUUUGUGUCGCGUUGCAAGGGAUACACACCGGAACACUGGCACAACACUCGGUACCAAGGCCCUAA
Lachancea nothofagi CBS 11611 is the source of this 450-nucleotide messenger RNA. NCBI's taxonomy places the organism in Eukaryota, Fungi, Ascomycota, Saccharomycetes, Saccharomycetales, Saccharomycetaceae. The record is from the annotation of a GenBank genome assembly.